AUGAACUCCCGACACCGAAUUCCACCCCUCCAGGUGGUGGGCGAGGAGCUGUCGUUCCUACCUGGCAUGGACGCCGUCAUGGCAGUCGCAGUGGUGGGCGCGGAGCAGUCUGUCCUACCUGGCAUGGACGCCGUCAUGGCAGUCGCUGUCCUCGAGCGCAUCGCACGUCCAGCUGGCGGCCUGCUGGUCUUUGCCACGUCAUCCGGGGCGCGGGCCAUGUCAGCAGGGAAGAAAGGAGCGGCAGCAGGGGAGUGGGUGUACCUGUGGGGGGAGGGGGAGGCGGAGGUGGUGGUGUUUGAUGGGGCCACCACCUGGGAGGUGCUGCGCAUGCUGGCCAGCCCAGAGAAAGCCAGGAGGUUCCGUGCCUUAGCAGAGCAAACAGACAUUAGGCGUGUGGCUCUGCCCUCCGUGGCCUGCCUACUCGACUCCAUUGUUGGCUCCUCCAAAGGGGGGAGUGGUGGGAGUGGUGGGAAUGCUGGUGGAAGUGGGGAGGAUGGGCAGCGCAGCACAGCGGAGAUAUGGGAGAAGCUCAACUCUUUCCUCUCUGUAAGUUCCUCUCUGCCCUCCGUGGCCCGCCUACUCGACUCCAUUGUUGGCUCCUCCAAAGGGGGGAGUGGUGGGAGCGGCGGGAGCGGUGGGGUUGCAUCCGACGAGCAGCGCAGCACGGCGGAGAUAUGGGAGAAGCUCGACUCCUUCCUCUCUAAAGCCGUCUCAGCAUUCGCAGACCCCUACCGCACGUCCGUCUUCCUAUUGGCCGAUGCGGCGAGCCACUCAUCAGUCGACACCUGUCGCCGCAUCUGGGGCUGCGCAGUGCAGGCAGGCGUGUCCCCUUCAGGCGUCUUCCUACUCCCAUCGGAGGUAGCAUCUGGGGAAGGGGGACUGGCAGAAAAGUUUUCUCCGCUGCCCGUGGGACAACUGCCCGUGGUGACAGAGGAGGCACCGGCGGCUGUAGCGGCCGCAGCUGGGCAGAUGAGCGAUGGAGCAGUGACGGUUAUGAACGGGGAAGGCGCGGGGAAGGCUCCUCCGGCGGUGGACGUGGACGUGGCGGCGUGCACGGUUCGUCUUUUUCUGCCGGGAUUCGACAAGCAAGAGGUCAAGCUGCAACAGGUGAGUGGUGUUGGGUCGGACAAUCACCAGUGGAAGGGCGGGGCAGAGCUGUUGGUAGAGGCUGAGGACCAGUGGCGGUGCGUGGAGUUGUUGAGGCAUUCUCCAGGGGAAGUGGAAGGGCGGGGCAGAGCUGCUGGUAGAGGCGGGGGACCAAAGGCGGUGUGUGGAGCUGCCUCGAGCCGUUCAAGGGAAGUGCUUUUGGCAACACAACGAGUCGAAGCAGGCCGGUUUCUCCCGGGCGUCGGCAGUCUACCCACCAACCGACUUCCACCCGGCUUGAAUUCAGCCAUCGCCGCGGCAGCCGCAGCACCGAGCAGCAGCAGCCCCGCAGCGGCGCUCAACUCGACGCUCUCGGGCCUCCAGUCGUCCCUCAACGGCCAGAUCGCGUCUCUCGACGCGCUUCUCAAGAAAUCGCUCGAUCAGAUCUCGGCGGCCCUCAACAGCAACGCUUCCGCAGACGCCGCACUCCAGGCGCAAAUAUCCGCGCUGAAAGCCAACCUCGCCGCUUUAAACGCCAGCCUCGUUAAUCUAAACGCGCUUAACAUCUCAGGGUCGAAUCUGAACUUCACGGAUCUGAUUUCCCAGAUCUCCGGCCUUCAAUCCAACAUCUCAUCGAUCAGCAUCGGCAUCGCCGCUCUGAACAAGGACCUAGCAGGAAUAAUCGGCUCGGGCGUAGGCUCGGGCGCAGGCUCGCGCGUAGGCUUGGCGGGCGUGUCGAGUGCAGCCACCACAGCGGCUUACGCGAGUCGGAACGCGGCGAUCCGCGCGGCGGUGAGGCAGCGGCUGGCAGCUGUGACGCAGCGGGUCGCGGGGCUCAACGGGAACGUGUCCGCGCUCGCCGGGAUGCUCAACGCCUUGAAUUUCGCUCUCAACGGCGCUCUCAACGGAGCUCUCAGAGUCGCGAAUCUUCUGCCCCAGCAGGCGGGCAUGCUGCGUGCCGUGCUGACGUCAUGCAACGGCCUGCUGUCUCUCCAAGCCGGCGCUGCUGACAUUCAGAUCCUCAAGAUUGGCUCGGACUAUCUGCUCACAUACUACCUGUACGCAGCAGGAGUGACCAAGGCCCCGGACUCGCAGGCCAUCUUCAAGGGCAACGCCUGCGGCACCGCUGCUGCUUCAGCAGCCCUCGCCCUGCCUGGCACGUGGGUGCCCAUGAGCCCGGUGUCCUGGUCGCUGGCCAAUGUCGUGAGGGCGUCAGCUGCUGACGUGGCGGAUGUGCUGGCAUCGAUCCAAGGGAUCACCAAUGAUGACCUGUUCCUCGGAUUCUCCGGUGCUGACGGGGCGCUCUCAGGGAGAGUGAUUGGUGGGAAGUUGUAA
Molecule: messenger RNA, 2421 nt
Organism: Closterium sp. NIES-65
Lineage: Eukaryota; Viridiplantae; Streptophyta; Zygnematophyceae; Desmidiales; Closteriaceae
Source: the annotation of a GenBank genome assembly